AAUCUUGGCUCAUUCUCAGCCAUCACCUUCCAUCUGCCUUUUUUCUGCCUUCUUGCCUUCACCGGCAUCAGCAAAAGGAUUUGGGUGUGGUGCUGCCUUCAGCUCGUGACCCACUUCUCAUUGAACCAUGACAAUUUAGAAGCACGUCGUCAUUUAGCGCGAGUGAAAAUUUAGCUCCUGCGGAUUACGGAUCCCGAAAAUGAGUCCAUUGGUUUGUCACAGUGGCCUCAACGGGCUGUAUCAUGCCCUAAGCUUUAUCUGAAUGGGGCAAGGAGGGUUGUUUGGGGAGAACGAUAUGACAAGCUACAUGAAGGUCUUAAGGACUUACUCUAUACUGUCUCCCGUUCAGAGGAAACCCUUUGGAAAUCACUAUUUCUCUAGUAACUUCAGUCUCCUCGUUCUUGGUAAUCAAUUUGCUUUACAUCCACUCCAAAUAUUCAGCGCCUAUCUUCUACUAUCAUCUCUUGUAACUAUGUCGCCACGCCAGUCACUCGAGACUUCAAGCCAAGCAGUUACUAUUGUGUUAGACAAGGGGACGAAGAGCUCUGAAGAGACUGCCAUCGUGGUGACAGAGUCGAUAUCUGAUGCCAGUGACUCGUACCCGAGAGAGGCAACCUUAGAUGAGAUAGAAAAGCUUCGUCAUGUAGCUGAAGGAGUGACGGGAGAAGUGUGGCUUGUGGCCUGUAUUGGAGCUGCACAGCGUCUUGCCUUUUAUGCUACUACAGUACCAUGGCAGAACUAUCUCCAGAACCCCCCCGAUAAUCCUCUAUCUCCUGGUGCGCUUGGUCUCGGGCAGUCCAUGGCAACAAUUAUCAACAGUGCCUUUUUAUGCCUUAGCUACCUGACGCCGUUGCCAUUUGCAAUUAUCUCUGAUACAUGGCUUGGACGGUACAAGACGUUGCUUCUCAGUUUGCUCACUUUCGUUGUUGGUCAAGUGGUGUUAUUUAUUACGGCUCUCCCCUUUGCAAUCAAAAACCAGAAAACCGCUUUGGCUGGAAUCAUUACUGCAAUGGUUUUGAUCGCGUUGGGACAAGGAGGCACCUCUGCUGUGAUAUUUCCGUUUUUGGGUGAUCAGAUACCAGAGUCAAAGUCUCGGGUCAUUCGCUACAAGAACGGAGAAAGAGUUGUAACUGAUCGGAAAAUGACGGUUCAGUUUGUUUUUAGUACUUUCUACUGGAUGAUCAAUAUUGCGGCUCUAUUUGUCCUAGCUACAACGCAAAUGGAAAAGAAGAUAGGCUUCUGGGCUGCUUAUCUCCUACCUUUGUGCUGUUUGGGGGCUUCUAUCGUCCCAUUUGUAUUCUGGAAUCAGCGCCUGACGAAACUUCCCCCAGAAGGAACUGUGCUGGCCGACACAAGCAAGGUACUUAUCCUCGCAGCGCGAUCCAACUUGCAUCUAAGCGCAGCCAACCCUUCCAUCCAAAAACAGCAUCACAAUCGUUCAGUCCCAUGGACGUCAACCUUCGUCGAUGAAGUGCGGCGAGGUUUUCGCGCCUGUCGCGUGAUAAUCUGCUUCACCAUCUUCUACCUGUGCUUCAAUCAGACGAUGAAUAAUAUCAUAUCUCAGGCAAACCAGAUGGAACUCGACGGUAUCUCAAACGACACAGUCCAAUCCCUCAACGCCAUCUUCUAUAUAUUCCUCAACCCUUUAAUUCAGCAAGGGCUUUUCGGCUUUCUCUCACGCCAUCGCAUCGUCCUCGGACCCAUUUCAAGAAUGGCGGUAGCCUUUAUAUUCAUGGCGGCGGCCAUGGCAUAUGCAGCGGGUGUUCAGGAAGUCAUAUACAAUCGAGGCCCCUGCUUUUCGCAUCCUAAAGCCUGUGAGGCCGGUAUAGUCUGGAGAGACGCUACCACGAUUCAUUACCAACCCAACGAAAUCAGUGUCUGGAUGCAAAUUCCAUUUCACAUCCUUCUUGCCACCAGUGAAAUUUUCGGCUUCGUGGCUCUGAAUGAGUUCGCGUACACUGAGGCGCCUACUAACAUGAAGGCACUAGUAAAAGCCUUUGAGCAAUGCACGGCUGGACUAGGCGCUGCGCUUGGAAUAGCUCUUGGGCCUGUUUCGAAAGAUCCUUGGCUGGUGAUUAUGUAUUCGAGCCUUGCUGGUACAAUGGCAUGUAGUGGGAUAGCGUUCUAUGGAUUCUUUCGCAACCUUGACGCCCAGUGGUAUUCAACGAGAAAAAAUAGAAACGAGGAAGAACCAGAAAAGCAUGAGGCUGUCGAGCAAGAAUAA
Periconia digitata is the source of this 2224-nucleotide messenger RNA. NCBI's taxonomy places the organism in Eukaryota, Fungi, Ascomycota, Dothideomycetes, Pleosporales, Periconiaceae. The record is from the annotation of a GenBank genome assembly.